Molecule: messenger RNA, 1926 nt
Organism: Pestalotiopsis fici W106-1
Lineage: Eukaryota; Fungi; Ascomycota; Sordariomycetes; Amphisphaeriales; Sporocadaceae
Exons: 3
Coding region: 1-1926 (641 amino acids)
Biological process (GO): xenobiotic detoxification by transmembrane export across the plasma membrane
Cellular component (GO): membrane
Molecular function (GO): xenobiotic transmembrane transporter activity; antiporter activity
Source: RefSeq, a predicted model, not a curated record
AUGUCGAACUCGAGGGACAUUCCGAGAAAGUCGUCCCAUCGCGGUCUCGGCGAUCUCGCAUCUUCCCUCGCGUCUUCCUUCAGAGCUUCUUCCCCUCUAGCGCAAGAGAUUGUGGCUCGCGAUUUGGCAGAAUGUUCCGAUGACGAUGAGAUAGACCACGAGGGCGCCUUUGACGAUGGCUUGGACUCGGGCUCAGAGGAGGCCGGACCGACGCUGUAUCGUCAGCCCCAAGGCAUCGCCGUGGGAUAUCGCCAGGCGACCUUGCUGCCAGAGCCGGCAGAGGUGCCUGUCGUCACCAGGGCCGAGAAGAAGCAGUCUCGUGAUGCAGAGCGCAGUCUGCUGAGGGAUAACCACAUCCUUCCCCCCAAGCACGCUCCCGAAAAGGAGCCGAGUCUGCCCACCCGACUGUACAAGAAGCUGUUUAGCACCAAGGUCCGUAAAUCGCUCGAGGACGAGGAGCAAGCCACGGAAACGUCGCCGCUACUGCGUCCUACAGGUCCUUCAGACGGCGGCGCUGCUAUUCAGGAGCACGAGCAUCUGAAUGAGACUUGGGAGGCCGCUGUGGCUUCGGGCAAGAUCCAGACGACAUGGCAGAGAGAGGCCCAAACGAUUGGCAAAUACUCGCGCUCGCUGGUCGUGACAUUUCUGCUACAAUACAGUGUCAGUAUUGCUAGUGUCUUUGCCGUUGGACACAUUGGCAAGAUUGAACUCGGGGCCAUUAGUUUGGCCACCAUGACGGCAAACAUCACUUGUUAUGCGCCUUUUCAAGGACUGGCAACUAGUUUGGACACAUUGUGCUCGCAGGCCUAUGGUUCUGGCCAUAAACACCUCGUUGGUCUGCAAGUACAACGCAUGACCUAUUUUCUUGCCUCGCUCCUGAUCCCAGUCGCGAUCUUGUGGGCGUUUGCCGGCGACAUUUUGGCGUAUCUCGUGCCCGAGCCAGAGUCUGCCAGACUUGCCGGUCUGUAUCUCAAGAUUGCCAUUGCAGGUGUCCCUGGUUUCAUAUGCACAGAAUCCGGUAAGCGCUUCGUGAAUGCGCAGGGCCUAUUCCAGUCGACUACCUAUGUGUUGCUCAUCGUGGCACCAAUUAAUAUCCUAAUCAACUGGUUAUUUGUGUGGCACUUUGGUUGGGGCUUUAUCGGCGCCCCGAUUGCCGUGGCCUUCUCACAAAAUUUGAUCCCGUUGCUCUUGUUCCUAUAUGUCGUCUUCAUUGAUGGAUCGCAAUGCUGGGGCGGAUUUAGCAAGAAAGCUCUCAUGAACUGGGGUCCCAUGAUUAAACUCGCAGUUCCUGGAAUGAUCAUGGUCGUGGCGGAAUGGCUCGCCUUCGAGGUGCUCACUCUUGCCAGCGGUCAGUUCGGCACCACCUACCUUGCCGCCCAGUCCGUCCUCGUGACGUUGUCAGCAACUACCUUCCAGCUUCCAUUUCCCAUUUCCAUCGCAGCCUCGACGCGUGUAGCCAAUCUAAUCGGUGCCAAGCUCGUUGGGGCCGCCAAGACAUCAGCUCAUGUUGCCGUCGUCGCCGCUGGUCUUGUCUCCAUCUUUAAUGUCACUAUCCUGAGCAGUCUGCGAUACGAGCUGCCGAAGCUCCUGACAAAGGAUGAAGAGGUCAUUGAGCUUGUAGCUCAGAUCAUGCCCCUCAUGGCUAUAAUGCAAAUCUUUGACGCCAUGGCGGCCAUGGCACAUGGUCUCCUGCGCGGCAUAGGCAAGCAGCACUUUGGCGGCUACGCCAAUUUGCUGUCGUACUAUGUCGUUGCGCUGCCCAUUUCAUUUGGCACCGCCUUUGCCCUUGACUGGAAGCUCGAGGGUCUUUGGUUCGGUGUCACCCUCGGCCUGGCUCUGGUCGCCGCCGUUGAGUACUGGUAUAUUUACACGAGUGACUGGGAACAGUCGGUACGUGAGGCCGAGCACCGGAAUGCCACUGGCUAG